Moneuplotes crassus is the source of this 1886-nucleotide messenger RNA. The record is from the annotation of a GenBank genome assembly. Lineage: Eukaryota; Ciliophora; Spirotrichea; Euplotida; Euplotidae.
GAAUUAUAUUAUUAAAGAUGGACCUUACAAAAACAUUUGUAUUUGUGGCUAUCCUUGUGGGGCUGAGUCUAGCUGCUCCAAAUUUAAACCAAGGGCUCUGGAUAAAUCCUGAGGCAGAACUUGAUGUCUCUCCCAGGAAGAUUGUUGAGGGAGUUGAAGUCCCUGCUAACUUCACUUGGCAGGACAAAGAUGGAAUCAAUUACCUAACCUUGGUUAAGAACCAACACAUUCCUCAAUACUGUGGAUCGUGCUGGGCUUUUGCAGCAACAUCUGUAUUGUCAGAUAGAAUCAAGAUUCAGAGAAAUGCAAUGGGGCCAGAUCUCCAUAUGUCUCCACAAGUUCUGCUCUCCUGUGCUAAGGAAAACAGAGGAUGUAGUGGCGGAUGGCACUUGCUUGCCUACAAAUACAUCAAGGAUAACGGAAUCACUGACGAAACCUGCUCUGCAUACCUUGCUAGAGGACACAAAAAUGGAGCUGACUGUGAAGCCCAAUACUUAUGCAAGAACUGUGAUAAGUACGGAAACUGCUGGCCAAUGGAAGAGUAUCCAAAAUACUAUGUUGAAGAUUAUGGAUUCGUCUCUGGGGAGAAAGACAUGAUGGAAGAGAUCUACAACUGGGGGCCUAUCUCAUGCACCAUUGCUGUGACUGAAGAAGUCCAUGCCUACACAGGUGGCGUCUUCAGAGAUACAACCGGCCGCAAGGAAAGAGACCAUGUAGUUGAAAUUACAGGUUUCGGUGAGGAAAACGGAGUCAAAUACUGGGAAAUCAGAAACUCUUGGGGAACCUACUGGGGAGAUGAAGGAUUCAUGAAGCUUGUCAGAGGUAUUGACAAUCUUGGGAUCGAAACUAACUGCUCUUGGGCUAACGUUAAAAAUAGCUGGGAUGCAGGAAAAGAGAUUAUUCAUAGAAUAUCAGACCAGGAUAGAACUCAGCUACAGAAAGACAAAUUAUAUCAAUCUGUGAAGUACCAACUCACAAGAAAGGAUCGUGAAGCUGAAAUGUAUGAGACUAAAUGUAGGCUUGAUUCAAGAGAGUAUACUGGCGGAGAGAAAAUUCUCACUCCAAGACCACAUGAAUAUUUGAACCUAGAAGAUCUUCCAGAAAAUUUAGAUUGGAGAAAUGUCAGUGGAGUUAGUUAUGCUUCUACCUGGGUUACAAAUCAACAUGUCCCUCAGUAUUGUGGGUCAUGCUUCUUGCAAGCAACAACUGCUAGUUUGGCUGAUAGAUUCAAUAUCUUACUGAAAAGGACAAACAUCAACUUUGCCUUCAGUGUUCAAUCUUUGAUGAACUGUGCUUUUGGAGGCAAAUGUGCUACCGGAGGACACCCAAUCGAGGUCUACCAAUAUGCCGAUACUGAUGGAAUUCUUCACAACUCAUGCAUGAACUAUGAAUCUAAAGAUAUUGAAGAAGAUGGACUCUGUGACCCCAUAAAUGUCUGUAGAGACUGCCAGGGUCCUCCUCCACCUGAUGGUGAGCAAUCCCUCGAAAAUUGUUGGGCUGUGGAUAAUCCAAGGAAAUAUUAUGCAUCUGAGUACGGUCAAGUCCAGGGUGUCGAUAAAAUGAAGGCUGAGAUUUUCGCAAGAGGCCCAAUUUCUUGUGGAAUCAAGACCACUCCUAACUUGUACAAUUACACUGGAGGUGUUUACUCUGAAGUAAGAGAAAUUACCGAUCUCACUCAUGAAAUCUCUGUCCUCGGCUGGGGCAAGACAACAGAAGGCGAGGAAUACUGGAUUGCAAGAAACUCUUGGGGCACAUACUGGGGAGAAGGCGGCUUCUUCAAGAUCAGCAUGUAUGAAAACAACCUAGGUAUCACUAGAGACUGCUGCUUCGGAGUUCCCGAUGUUGAAAGAUCAGGAUUCAAGACUGUUACUACUGAAGAAAGUUAA